UCGUCUGAAGUAGGCCUCCUGUACUGUGAAUAGCUGGUUUUAUGAACUGUCUACAACUGGUUGACGUCAUGAAACUGCGUCAGCCCUUGAGGUAGUCACUGCAGGGCCGCCACAUCUUAUCAUUAGCUAGCCGGCUGAAUUUAUCAAGCGGCGAUUAGCUACCCACAGCCAACAUGAGUUUAUUUGGCACGAGUUCUGCUUUCGGGGCCGCGGGGUCCGGUGUAUUCGGAAACGCAACAACAGAUAAUCACAAUCCCAUGAAGGAUGUGGAGGUAACCUCGCCACCUGAUGACAGCAUUAGCUGUCUGGCCUUCAGCCCUCCUACCAUGCCAGCGAACUUCCUGAUUGGUGGAUCCUGGGCCAAUGAUGUUCGGUGUUGGGAAGUGCAGGACAAUGGGCAGACCGUGCCCAAGGCUCAACAAACACACACAGGCCCUGUGCUGGAUGUCUGCUGGAGUGAUGACGGGAGCAAGGUCUUCACUGCCUCCUGUGACAAAACUGCCAAGAUGUGGGACCUUAACAGUAAUCAGGCCAUGCAGAUAGCACAACACGACGGCCCCAUUAGGACAAUCCACUGGAUAAAAGCCCCUAACUACAGUUGUAUCAUGACGGGCAGCUGGGAUAAAACUCUGAAGUUUUGGGACACCCGCUCGCCCAAGCCUGUCAUGUCCCUGCAGAUGCCUGAGAGAGCCUACUCUGCCGACGUGGUGUACCCCAUGGCGGUGGUGGCCACAGCGGAUCGAGGGCUCAUUGUGUACCAGCUGGAGAACCAGCCCUCCGAGUUCCGCCGGAUAGAGUCUCCGCUUAAGCACCAGCACCGCUGUGUGGCCAUCUUUAAGGAUAAGCAGGGCAAGCCCACUGGAUUUGCCCUGGGAAGCAUCGAGGGGCGGGUGGCCAUCCACUACAUCAACCCCCCCAACCCAGCCAAAGAUAACUUCACCUUCAAGUGCCACAGGUCCAACGGAACCAACACGGCCACUGCACAGGACAUCUACGCCGUGAACGCCAUCUCUUUCCACCCCGUGCACGGGACCCUGGCCACCGUGGGGUCGGACGGGCGCUUCAGCUUCUGGGACAAGGACGCCCGCACCAAGCUGAAGACCUCCGAGCAGCUGGACCAGCCAAUCACAGCCAGCUCCUUCAACAGCAACGGCAACAUCUUCGCCUAUGCCUCCAGCUACGACUGGUCAAAGGGGCACGAAUAUUACAACCCGCAGAAAAAGAAUUACAUCUUCCUGCGAAACGCAGCCGAGGAGCUGAAACCUCGGAACAAGAAAUGAUUCUUCUGGCUGUGUCACAUGUUGAGGGUCCACUCCACACACUGAAGACCUGCCUUAAAUAUGUAAAUAUGGGAACUUCAGGCUGGUGUUUGCGCCAGCCUUUCAUUAUGCCACUUCUGUGUUUUGCAGGAGGAAGGGGAAUUUUGAUGUUCAUAAAUGUGACGUUUUGUUUUUUUUAUACUGUAUCCCGAGGAGGGGAUGGAUAUCAUUGUUAUUGGCAUGUUCUGCUCUUUCAUGGUGGUGUAGACCACUACAUGUAAUGUGAAAGAAAUAAAAGCAAUUUUCUUUUCCUAAA
Conger conger (European conger) is the source of this 1575-nucleotide messenger RNA. Its product is annotated as mRNA export factor-like. Gene Ontology annotation, cellular component: nuclear pore. Gene Ontology annotation, biological process: transcription-dependent tethering of RNA polymerase II gene DNA at nuclear periphery; RNA export from nucleus. Lineage: Eukaryota; Metazoa; Chordata; Actinopteri; Anguilliformes; Congridae. Gene Ontology annotation, molecular function: ubiquitin binding; RNA binding. The coding region runs from base 174 to 1280 and encodes 368 amino acids. The record is from RefSeq and is a predicted model, not a curated record. The transcript has 13 exons.